This is a messenger RNA of Episyrphus balteatus (marmalade hoverfly), 8568 nucleotides long. RefSeq lists its product as uncharacterized. The transcript has 5 exons. Bases 1223 to 8458 code for a protein of 2411 amino acids. The record is from RefSeq and is a predicted model, not a curated record. Lineage: Eukaryota; Metazoa; Arthropoda; Insecta; Diptera; Syrphidae.
CACCUUUACUCAAAGCUUCGCGCCACCUUAAUCAAAAUCCUUAAUAAUACAAAGCUCCCUUUUAUAUGAAAACCUUACCGCAAAAUGAAAUAGAUAAAAUUCACAAAAAAGUAACCCAAUUCGCGACGUCAUGAAAAACCCCCACGAUAGUGUUGUGUGCGUUCAAAUAAUUCUCUCUCUGUGUCUCCUUACAAUUUUAUAUCGUUAUUCUUUUCCAUUCUAUACUACACCUACCCACCGAAACCAACAUAUUCCUUCAUGAUUUAUUAAUGACGUGCGCGUGGGGUAUCAAUUUCUCUCUCAUUCUCUCUCUCUCUCUAUCUUUGUAUCUGUAUUUCUACUUUCAGCACGCCCGGCACUAUCCCCAAGGAAUGAAUACCUUUCCAAUAGCUUACUACAAAAAUAAAACUAUUGCACUAUUCCCUUACUCCUUGCCAAUUCCCUUUUUUCUUUCUUUCGGUUAUAGAACCCCAAAAAAAGCUCAACUUUAUAUGCCUUUGCCUGUUCCAGGGAUGUGUAUAAUAAAUUAAUUCUAUAUAGAGAUGGAUUUCCCCGCAAAAAAAGCGAAACGAAUUCCAUGAUACGUUCUGUGCUUGAUGCCUUCUGCCAUACGAGCAACGAAUUUACUCUCUCAGUUUUGAUACGCCAAUUGCUUCGUUUGGAUCACAGGAACAUUAAGUUACGGAUCCUUUUCCGGCGCGCGGCAUUAUUUCACUCCAACUUUUAUUUUUCUGUUUCUUUUCAUUUUUCUUCUUUUUUUUUAAUUCCUUUUUUGGAAAUAAUUUUUCUUCGAUUUGUCAAUAAAAAGAGUGUCCUGUGUGUGUUUUUGCAAAGGAAAUCAUAAAAAAAAAAUUUACAAGGAUAACGAUUUCUGCUCUCGCCGUUUUUAAGUGCGUGUAAGAGUUGUGCGGGGGAUUUUUUUUUAUUACGUAGUGUGUACACAACGAGAGAUACAAAUAAUAAAAAUAAACAUAUAAAUAAAAUUAAUAUAAAUAAAAAUAAUUAUGAAUCGAAAAAAUGAUAUUGUGAAGUGGAUAGAGAAAUAUUUGAAAAUCGAAAUAAAAUAUUUUCGGUUAAGUGAACUGAAGAAAAAAUAAAACAAAAAAAAAAAAUUAUUCGAUUGUGAUUUUGGUUUGUAUUCUUCGUGCUUUUUUUUGAUAGUUUUUUUUUUUUUAUAUAAAUUCUUUUGACACAAGCGAUUUAUAAAGAAUUCAUCGCUACAAUGUUUACCUGUUUGUAUCAGCUAUGGGAUUGGUUGGAUUCUCCACCACUAUUCAACGCAGCAACCAUGGACAGCAAAAAGCUGCAACAACUGCAGCAGGCCAAUUCCCAUUUAGCACCACAAAAGAAAGUCCCCCUGUCGUAUCAAACUAAUAUAGCCGACUAUCGGACAUCGGCACAUUCGCCAGUCUUCCAGAAUCAUCAUUUGCAAUAUCAUGGAGGUGGUAGUGGUGGCAGUGGUGGCGGUCAUCAGUCAAUCUACCAACAACAACAGCAGCAAUCACCCAGUUCGAGUGGUUCGCAGCUAACCCCCAUCGAUAUGCAACCUCAGGGAAAACACAACAUGCUCAAAACCACAGCCUACCAUCAGCAGCAAUUUACCGGCGAACAAAUCUAUCAGACACCGCCAGAACGAACCUAUCAAAUGUCUGCGGCAGCCGGACGACCGCUAUAUCAAACUGCAAGCAGUCAGCUUCAACAUAAUCCAGUCACAGCUUUGCAGCAGCAAUAUCAACAAUUGCAGCAGGCCAAAAUCCAAGCUCAAAUUCAAACGCAAAAUGAGGCACUGGUGCAGCAGCAGCGAACUUUUGCCAUGCGUCAAGCAUUGAAUCCGCCAGUUCCACAAGGUCACUAUCAUAUGAGUCAGAGUUCGAGCUUAAUGUCAUCGCCACAACAGCAACAGUCACCGCAUCAUCAGUCAGCGGCUGCUGCUGCUGCUGCGUCCUCACAUCGUACCGUGCCACCAUCGACACUUAACCUAAGCAGUCAAUUCCAGCCGGCGCCUGGUCCAUUGAAAGUCGCCCCCAAUACUAACAAGCACUUCCAUCAGGACCAAGCCAGCCUCUACGCACAACAGCAGCAUCAGCUGCAACUGCAAUUGCAACUACAGCAACAGCAGCAGCAAUUGCAGCAACAGCAACAACAAAAGCAAAACCAUCAGCUAUUGUCGAAUCAACAUUCGCUGCAAGACAAUGGCCAAUCGGCAAGACAAAAGCCAGCACCACCAUUGAAAAGCAGUGAUAUGAGUGGCAUAACUCCAGGCAGCGAACCAAGUCCCGUGUACAUUCAGCAGAAUCAUCCUGGUCAUGUUGUGAAUCAAGCAUGUCAAACGCAACUUUCUGGGGCACUUGGCAAUAAGACACCCGCUAAAACACCCAGCAGCGAGGACAGUUCGAAUAAAAGUCCAUCGGGAACGUCCACCUCAGCCGGCCAGCAUUCGCAGCUGGAUAGGAAGAAAAGUUCUGGUUCGAUACAAGCACUCAAAUCGCCAAUUACAAAACGUCCACCCACGUCCCCUGUGGCGAUGUCGGGUUGGCUAUACAAACAGGGUUCUGAUGGGUUAAAGGUGUGGCGCAAACGAUGGUUUGUGCUGGCCGAAUACUGUUUGUACUACUACAAAGGCCCAGAGGAGGAAAAGCUUUUGGGUUCCAUACUCCUUCCUUCGUACAAAGUGUCUGCUUGUCUGCCGGAAGAUAAAAUUUAUCGAAAAUAUGCCUUUAAGUGUGAACAUACCAACAUGCGCACCUAUUGGCUAGCAGCCGAAACAGCUGAAGCGAUGAUCCAAUGGGUGCGAGCCCUUACCGCUGCCACCAUGAUGCAAGUUAGCAGUGAAUCGGAUCAGACAUCACAGCCGAGUGUGUCGUCGCUCAAUCAGAGUGCUGAUAAUAGCGACUCUGGCAUUCAUACCUUGCAGUCGCAACAGAGCAAGAUGAGCCUGAGUCAGGGUCCGGUAACUCCAGCAUCCGACAAUGGCGCCCAACCAUUGUACGCAAAUGCUCCACCGAAACCCCGACGAAUUAACGACGGAGGCUAUUCAUCACCAAGUCCCGAACAUUCGGUCGACAAUGAGGGCAGUGUUGGCCGAAAACAUGGUCAAAAUCAGCAACAGCCAUCGUCAGCUAGACGAAGCAAUACCGUCAUGUCACCAUCUCUCCAACAAAUGCAACGCUCACAACAUCAUGCCAUUUAUGACUCACGAACCGGCAAUGUCACAUCGUCGUUAAGAAUGCAAAGUUCAGCGGACAAUCUGGCCAAUCAGAUGCAGCAAAUUAACAUGGAUGCCAAUCGUCAGUCGCCAUAUCACUCAAAUGACUAUAGUGCAGGUGGUUCAUUGCCACAGAAUAUUCCUGGAUCGGGAUAUAACCAUCAGGGUGUUGAUUUGGAGGAACAACUUAUGCGAAUGCCAUCACGAAGUAUUGGCGAUGAUAUCUAUGGUGAACGAGAAUUGUACAUGCAAAAAAUCAUCCAGCAGAGGUAUCCACCCAAUCAGGCAGUGAUGGGGGGAUAUGCAAGUGCAGAGCGAAGGACACCAGAUGCCUAUGGCAGGUCUAAGAAUCGACCGUUUUCAGAUUAUGAGGAUAUAUAUAAUUUGACACAGCAAUGUAAGACACCUCAGCCACAAGAAAUGGCUGCAGGGGUGGCGGGAGGGAGUGCAUAUAGGAGACCUAUGAGCCCGCCAACAUAUGACAGCACCAAACAUGUGCCACCGAUGCCAUCCAGAUAUACACCAAACCAUUUAGAGUCAACUACUGGAAGCAGCACAAACUUGCGUACAAGACCCUCAACAGCAUCGAUCAUACGACCACACUCGGCUGAUUUUCUAGAAUACGAGGCCAGAGUUGAAGCAGCAGCGGCUGCAGCAACAUCAUCAUCAACUGGCGGUGCCAUCAAACCAGAUGCCAUACGUGCCCCACGACCCAAAUCCAGCUUGGACAUCAACCGUGCGCCAGACAGUUUUUACUAUUCAGAGGCAAGUUAUGCUGAAAAAAUGCGACAGAGUGCUCUUUAUCUGCAAAGUCCUCAGACGGCCCAGCCCCAACAACAACAGCAGCAGCAGCAGCACCAUCUGCAACAACAACAGCAACCACCACCACCAGCCCCAGCCUCAGCAUAUGGCUAUACUGCAGCCUACCCAAGUCCAAGUGGCAUGCACACAAUUGGCUAUGAGAAUCCCUACGAGCGAGCCUACAAACGAAACGAACUUCUUCAAGAGGCAACCAUAAAUCAGGGGACUUCGAGUGUGCCACGAAUGAGCCGUGGUGUGAGCAACAGUGCCAUCAGCAAGGACAUCAUCGGCAGUGGCAUUCAUUUGCGCCCUCAACACCAUCAUCAGGGCUCUCAACAGCUUCCCAGCCAGCAUGAACAGUUUUUGAGGUCAGCUAGUGCCCGUUUGCCCCGCAAUCGAGACGAAGAUGCACCCAGCACACCGACAUCGUCCCUGCAGGACGGCGAAAGAAAACGUGAGGAGUCAAUGAAGCGUUUGCUUGAAUGGAAGCAAAGGAUGUUGCAAUCACCACUCACCCGUAAAGGUAUGCAACAGAGUGGUUCGGCAACGUUGAUGACAAAGCUAGGCAGCAAUCCGAACAUCCUUGCGGCAGGAGCGGCAAACAAUCCUGCCCAACAACAUCCUUCAUCUGGUGUUGUCGCCCCACACAAUCUCACUAUUGGCAAUGGCAGUGCCAGUGGCGCCAAUGGUGCGGUAGUGGUCGGAGGAGUAUCUGGUAUACAGAGGAGUCGUUCCGAGACUCAUGCCAAUGCUGGUGGUUACAAUAGUUUCUCAUCCGAUGACGAAGAUGGGUCCGAGAAAUCGCCGGCAGGAAGGUCGUCUACUACUACUACUCCAACUACUCCCUCAUCCUCAAUGUAUACAAUUGAAACAAACAAAAGUGCAAUAGACAUAGGCUCACAAUCAGAACAAACAAUAAGCGACAAUAUAAAUUUAAAAAAUCCCACUGAUCCAAAAAGUAGCGUACAAAACCAAAAUACAUGUAAUAACACAAAAACUAGCCCUAAGCCCAUUUUAGAAUGCCCUUCCCAUAAUAUUUUACAAAAGAUCGAUGUUGAUGGUUCUGAUAGUUUGUUAGAAUCACCACCACCACCUGCAUUGCCACAAAGAAACUCACCGGCAUUGCCGAAGAAAGAGCUGCUCAGCUCAUGCCUUCAGCUUGAAGAUUAUUCAGUUUCGUCAUAUGUGCCUGUUUAUAAGCCUAAGAUUUUAGAAGCAACUGCAACAUCAGCUGGUAAGAAUUAUGAAAAUGUUUCGAAUGACCUGAAAGUUGAGGACAAAGAAGAGGUUUCCGAGAAAGUUGAGGCUACUCUAUUACAAGCUGGUGUACAAGAAGAAGUUGUUGCCAUUGCAAACCAGGCGAAUGAAUUCAACUCUGAAGAAGACGAAGAUGGUGAAGAUGACAGAACUUGUGAGUAUACCGACGAUGAUCUGGAUGAAGCUUUAGCCGAUUCUGAAACAGCUACAACCCCAACUGGGCUUAACAAUGAUGAAAAGAACGGUUCGGUGAAUAGCCUGCUGAUGGAUGACCCAGCAACCGAGCAGUUUUAUGAAAACGAUCCUCCAACCUUGCCAAGUCUAGCUGAAGACCACUAUCUACCCAUGACACCUAAACGUAAUGUUCUUAGCCCAUCAGCGAGUUUGGUCUUUGCAGGUCUAAAUGACUCUACAGCCGAAGAAGAGAACCCUUAUGUAGAAAUGACUAAAGGCCUUGAGGACAACUCAAAUUCAAACUAUGAAGUGGUGUGCGUUUUAGCUAAUACCAAAGCAAAGCCCGAAAAAACUGCCCAAACAAUUCCUGAGCCAGUUUAUAUGGAACUGUCAUUGGGCAAAAUCUUACCAUCUGAAGAAGUUCUUAACUCUGGGAAGUCGACUCUCAAAAAGACAAAGAAUACAGAUACUCUGAAAAAAUCUACCGAUACUUUGAAGAAAAAGUCAAAGAAAUCUUCCGAACGAGCACAGAGUAAACGCAAAGAUCUUCCGGAUAUUCUUAAACCAUCACAAAGUACAAUCAUGAGCAGUGAUAGCUCUGAUGCGGAUGAUGAAUCCUCGAAGAACCCUGAUAGCACAAAAAUGCGAUCAAGAUCACGUUUCAGUUUGUCCGAUACAUUCCGUCCAGCAUCGUACUAUCUUGGAGCAACAACACCACUGGCGAACUGUGCUGAAAGUUCAGACAGUGAAAUUGUGUCGCCACCACCGAUCCCAUUAUCACCACCUCCCAUGGAGGAACUAAACACCGAGGAGAUAUUCUCAUCAGAACACUAUGACACCGUGAAGAGAAAAGAAAAAUUCAACAUAUCCUUUGAUCAAAUUCCAAAAAUCCACUCAAGUAACUCAUCGUUGAACAUAAGCAACAAACCAGAAGGUCUAAAAAGUUCUCGUCUAUCACUUCCUGAUCAGUUUUUGAAAAUUCGUGGGUUAAAAACACCGAUUUUGAAAAAUCACGAGAGAACAUUAUCAGAUUCAAACUAUAGCAUUCAAACAGACAACAGUUCGAAUACAUCAUCAGAUUUUGAUUUGUACAACAAGCUCAAGAAUAACUCUCCAUCAUUUGUGUCAAGUCCUCGUUACCAGUCGAACAGUUCCCUGCCCCAAAAACUCACCACAGGUGACAGUAGUGAAACAGACUCUGUAGAGUAUCGACAUCGGCAAGGUUCUGAUUCGGAACUGGAGAGGCAACGUAGCCGUCGACCACUGUCUGAGGAAUCGAUAAGUGAGAUCGAGUCAAUGAGCGAACAGUUCGAAGAGACAAUAAACACCACCGAUCUAGAUUCGUAUUUGAAUCAUCUACAAACUACUAAUGAUCUUUAUAUAUAUCAGAAUUCUGACAAGAAUCUAUUAAAUGACACAACAGGAUCUGGAGUUAGGGGCGGGAUAAUAGGAAAUUUGAUCAAACCUCCGGAAAUAUUCCGCAACAAGGGUGAUGAACAUUUUUAUGGAAACAUUAAUUUCGUCUCAUCGACGGACUCAUUGCAAAAACUUGAAGGUGACAAGGAACAGCCACAACAACAAUCACUCCUUAAAGAAAAGAAUCUUUCACUACAUGAUGCUCAAUGUGCCUCGGCUGAUGUCAUAAUGACUUCAGGACUGACAGCCAUACCUGGAACGACUUUUUCUGCCGAUACAGCAAAAAGCGUAACUUUAUCUUCGGUCGAUCUCGAUCAGACAUCAUUUUGUACGGCAUUCGACCUAACUCAGAUAACUCCAAUUCAUAGUCGAAAUAAUAGCAAUAUAUCCGAACAAUCAGCUCCAUACUAUUAUUCAGAGCUAACCAGCAGUCGAGAACUUGCUAGCCCUAUUACUCUCAACAACAAACGUGACAUCGCGAUAGGUUCUCAUCAUCGAUCAGCAACUGGAAUCUCUCAUAUUCACAAUCCAAUUAGUAAGCCAACAAAUCCUGUGAUAGUAGACAAUAUGAGUCUCAAAGGCUCAGCUAGGUCGCUCUCGGUUGACAUUCUAACAGAGAAGGAUCAAACGAUCGACAGUAAGAAUUUGUAUAAAACAAAAACAAACAUAGAAAAGCUAAGCUAUUGUGAUGGUAAGAGUUUAAAGAUUGGCGGUGGAGAGCCACUGGCUGAGAGUUUUGAUCAUCAUUCCCAUCAUCAACGUCAAACGUCAUUAACAUUUGCAUCAUCUACAUCCAAUACAUCCUCACCACUUCCCUCGGUGGAGGUUAAUAUUUUAAGCAAGCACAUUAAUACAGAUCGUGUUACAGAACUGAAUAAUCGUACAUCGAAACUUUCAGGCACUAGCGGAGCCGGUGAACAACUUUGGGAAGAAGACGCCCUCUGGCGGGAAAGUUUACGACGUGUUUCCCAGAGACAUGCACGAUCAAUGGAUGAAUUGGAUCGUAUUCAACCAGCAACAAUGUCAGAAACAAGUCCACAACAACAACAACAACAACAACAUCCACAGCAGUCGAAUAAAGUAAAAAUCUCUCGAGACGUUACAUAUGUCAAUGAUAAUGUUUCAGGAAGAUCAUCAUAUAAGACUCGACUAAGCGAUCCCAUCCAUGAAAGUUUGACAGUUGCAGACGCACCUGAUGAGAAAGAUGAAAAUGAUGUUUAUGUGCAAUUAGCAGCUGCAAUGGAUGAUGUUUAUGAAGUUUUACGUGAAGAUAGUGGUGGUUCAAACUAUUCAAGAAAAUCAACUGAAAUCGAUCGUGAAACUAUUCGACAAUGGGAUUCAAUGUCAAGUGGUCUAAUGAAAAAUAGUGGUGGCAAUAAUGGCACUAAUAAUGGCAACUCUGCCAGAGGAGGUGGCAGUUUGAGUGUGAGUGGUGAAAAAACCAAUUCACCAAAAAGCGAUUCAAAUGAAAGUGGAUUGAGCGGAGUUGAUAAUAGCAUACGCUCAGAAAAUCAACUGAAUAUGACAGAAACAGAAACUCAGAGUAAUGUCAAAACUAAGACAGUUACAUUCGCAAAACUCUACACUCAAGAAAACUACAAAUAAAACCAAAAACAGAAAAGAAAAUAAUUUACGAGCAAGAAAGAAAGAGCAUGAUUUUAUAUGAUUUCAAUUUUGUAAAAAAAAAAAAAUAAAAUAAAAAUUUGUAAAAAGAA